This is a messenger RNA of Tarenaya hassleriana, 932 nucleotides long. Its product is annotated as cytokinin riboside 5'-monophosphate phosphoribohydrolase LOG1-like. Bases 90 to 734 code for a protein of 214 amino acids. The transcript has 7 exons. The record is from RefSeq and is a predicted model, not a curated record. Gene Ontology annotation, molecular function: hydrolase activity, hydrolyzing N-glycosyl compounds. Gene Ontology annotation, cellular component: nucleus; cytosol. Gene Ontology annotation, biological process: cytokinin biosynthetic process. NCBI's taxonomy places the organism in Eukaryota, Viridiplantae, Streptophyta, Magnoliopsida, Brassicales, Cleomaceae.
AAAAACAAUAUCUCUCUCUCUCUCUCUCUCUCUCUCUCUCUCUCUCUCGUUAUUGAAAAUCAUCAUACGGGGAAAGAGCAAAAUAUAAGAUGGAGGUGAAAUCGAGGUUCAAACGUAUUUGUGUAUUCUGCGGAAGUAGCGUCGGAAAAAACCUAAGUUACCAGCUUGCGGCUAUUCAACUCGGAAAGCUAUUGGUGGAGAGGAAUAUCGACUUGGUUUACGGAGGAGGAAGCAUCGGGCUGAUGGGUUUGGUCUCCCGGGCUGUCUACAGUGGUGGUCGCCACGUGUUGGGGGUAAUUCCAAAGACUCUAAUGCCCAGAGAGAUUACCGGAGAGACAGUGGGUGAGGUGAGGCCUGUGUCCGAUAUGCACCAACGCAAAGCCGAAAUGGCUCGUCAAGCUGAUGCCUUCAUUGCCCUGCCAGGCGGCUACGGGACUUUAGAAGAACUCCUGGAAGUUAUCACCUGGGCCCAGCUUGGAAUCCACCAAAAACCCGUAGGAUUAUUGAACGUUGAUGGAUAUUAUGAUUCAUUACUAUCGUUCAUAGACAAAGCAGUAGACGAAGGAUUCGUAGCCCCUGCUGCUCGCCACAUUAUCAUAUCUGCAAGUACUGCUCAUGAACUUAUGUGCAAGCUUGAGGAGUACGUUCCCGAAACCGAUGUGGGGCCCAAACUAAGCUGGGAGAUGGAACAGCAGUUGGGUUAUAAUUCGACCAAGUCAGACAUGUAUCGUUGACUUUAUCCUAAAAUCAAGACCGUACACACCAUGGAAUGAUCGUGAAAUAUUGACCGUUAGAUCGUAAUAUACAAAAAGUGUAGAUAAUUAUUGAAAACAAUUUUAAAAAAAUGUCUUUGUUCACUUCCCACUCAAGCUGUCACUUUCAUCCUUAGCUGUAAUUGUGAAUUUCGUUAUAUAUAUAUAUUUUAUUUAUUU